Molecule: messenger RNA, 4169 nt
Organism: Lathyrus oleraceus (garden pea)
Lineage: Eukaryota; Viridiplantae; Streptophyta; Magnoliopsida; Fabales; Fabaceae
Product: histone-lysine N-methyltransferase ATX2
Exons: 25
Coding region: 360-3656 (1098 amino acids)
Biological process (GO): regulation of transcription by RNA polymerase II
Cellular component (GO): chromatin; nucleus
Molecular function (GO): protein binding
Source: RefSeq, a predicted model, not a curated record
AGUUUACACACGUUUGAGCAUGCAUCCAACCUAAAUACACCACAGUUGCAGAAAGUGUCAUUCUCAUAUUUGAUUCUUCUGAUAAAAUCACUUAAAAAAAAGCACUUCACAUUACUGCUAUCAUUCUUUUCUUUCAUCUUUUCACUUAAGAUUCCACGGCGGGAAAACGCUAUUUAUUUCAUGAAACAAUAAUAAUCCCUUCCGAAAAAAUUAACCGAAAAUAAAAAUAAAAAUAAAACAUAAACACACUCACACGAGUUUUCAUCUUCUUCUUCUCUCUCUCUCUCUGAAACACAAAACCCUAACAUUGUAAAAUUUCCCUUUCUUCUUCUUCUUCUUCUUCUUCUUCUUCUUCUUCUAUGGCAUUCCCUCCGGAUGAAAACGGCGGAGGAGUCGCCACCGAAGAAGAUACCACCAUUGACAUCCACACCACCCACGGAACCCCCAUUCGUUACCUCCCUCUCGAUCAUCUCUACUCCUCUACAUCCCCUUGCAGUGGCUCCUCCAACGUCAUGUCCAAAAAAGUUAAAGCUCGUAAACUCAACCUAACCGCAAACACAACCACAACCAACAACAACAGCGACGAUGAUAAUAACAUUAACUUCAAUGGCGAAAUCGAUUAUCCGAUUGAUGAUAAGAAAACCACGUCCACGUCUAUGGUGGUUUAUGCUAAACCUAAACCACCUCUUCUGUAUGUUUACUCUCGUAGGCGAAAGAGGAGUUCGAUUCCGGUGUCGUUUCGCGAUUCAUUGUUGCUGAGGCGGGAUGAGAUGGAUUCUGAGAGGACUGUGUUGAAGAGGAGGAAAAUUGGGAGUACUGAAUUGGAGAGAUUAGGGGUUGAUUGGAAUGCAUUGGGGAAACUUCAUGGACCGAGAUUGAGGGAAUGUCGUAAUCCAAUUGGGAGUUUUGGUAUUGACGGGAGUAAUAAUAAUAAUAAGUGUAGUUCUGUUGCUAAGCUUCCCAAGUUGACGCCCGAGUCUUACUCAUUGAAGAGAUGGGUCACGUUGAGUUUUGAUGGUGCCGAUCCCAAGGCUUUUGUUGGAUUAAAAUGCAAGGUUUACUGGCCCAUGGAUUCGAAAUCAUACACUGGUCAUGUCAAAAGUUAUGACAGGGAAGCUAAUAUACAUCAUAUCGAGUAUGAUGAUGGAGAUGAGGAAAAUUUAACUCUUUCAAAUGAAAAUAUAAAAUACCAUGUUUCUCGAAAAGACAUGGAACGCUUAAAAUUGAGUUACGCCAAAGUUCGUGACAGUAAUGUCUCUGAUUAUGAUGUUGAAGAGAUGCUCGCACUGGCUGCAAGCAUGGAUGAUUGCCAAGACUUUGAGCCAGGGGAUAUCAUAUGGGCCAAGCUUACAGGUUAUGCAAUGUGGCCUGCUGUUGUCUUGGAUGAAUCACUUGCUAGCAGCUGUAAGGGUUUAAAAACGUUCAUAGGGGGGAGAUCGGUUCCUGUCCAAUUUUUUGGCACCCAUGACUUUGCAAGAGUUCGACUGCAACAGGUGAAAUCAUUUCUCAAUGGACUUCUAACAGAUUUACACUCAAAGUGCAAGAAACAGAGUUUCAUUGAUGGUUUAGAAGAGGCAAAAAGGUAUUUAAGUGCACAGAAGCUUCCUUUGGAGAUGAUAGAACUGCGGAAAAGAUGUACAGCUGAUAACCAUAACAAUAUAAGGGGAGAGGAUGGAGGAUGUACAGAUUCUGGUGAAGACUGUGUAAAUGGCAGAGGGACUUGGGCAGCUCUUCAAAACAUUGAUACUUUUCCUUAUGAAGUGGGAGACUUGCAAAUUCUAAGCCUUGGAAAAAUAGUUGGAGAUUCCACUGCUUUUAGGGAUGGAAAAUCCAUCUGGCCCGAAGGAUACAUAGCAGUGCGGAAAUUCACAUCAGUUGCUGACCCUAAAGUAUCUGUCCCUUAUAAGAUGGAGGUUUUGAGAGAUCCAGAAUCAAGAGUCAGACCAUUAUUUAGAGUGACAGUUGAUGGUGGUGAGCAGUUCAAUGGUUAUACGCCAUCUACUUGCUGGAAUCAAAUAUACGAAAGGAUAAAGAAAUUGGAAAAGGUUGUUUCUGAAAGUUCCGCUGCUGAUGUUGAGGUAGAAAGUGGCUACAAAUCCGGCUCUGAUAUGUUUGGUUUUUCCAAUUCCAAAGUGGCUAAACUUAUUAAGGGAUUAUCUAAGUCCAAAGUCUCUUUGAAGAAAUCAAUUUGCAAGUCAGGUUCCGGAUUGCCUCUUGGUUAUAGACAAGUUCAUAUUAAUUGGUUUGAUCUCGAUAAGUGCAAUGUGUGCCAUAUGGACGAGGAGUACGAGACCAAUCUGUUUCUGCAGUGUGACAAAUGCCGAAUGAUGGUCCAUGCUAGAUGCUAUGGAGAACUGGAACCUGUAAAUGGAGUGCUAUGGUUAUGCAAAUUAUGUCGUUCGGGUGCUCCUCCCCCACCAUGUUGCUUAUGUCCACUCAUAGGUGGUGCAAUGAAGCCUACUACAGAUGGCCGGUGGGCUCAUUUGGCUUGUGCGAUGUGGAUACCUGAAACUUGCUUAGCUGAUGUCAAGAGAAUGGAGCCUAUUGAUGGUUUGAGUAGAAUCAGUAAGGACCGUUGGAAAUUGUUAUGCAGCAUAUGCGGUGUAUCUUAUGGUGCCUGCAUCCAAUGUUCAAACAAUUCUUGUCGAGUAGCGUAUCAUCCACUCUGUGCCCGUGCAGCUGGUCUUUGCGUUGAGCUUGAGAAUGAGGACAGGCUCUAUCUACUCUCCCUAGACGAUGAUGAGGAUCAGUGCAUUCGCUUACUUUCUUUUUGCAAGAGACAUAGGCAGCCAUCUCAUGAACAUUCUGUAGCCGAUGAACGCGUUCAGGUUAUUGGUCAAUGUUCAGAUUAUAAACCACCACCCAAUUCAUCUGGUUGUGCCCGAAGUGAGCCAUAUGAUUACUCUGGUCGGAGAGGCCGAAAAGAACCUGAAGUCCUUGCAGCUUCUUCGCUGAAACGUUUGUUUGUGGAGAAUCAACCAUAUUUAGUUGGUGGAUACUGCCAACAUGGAUUGUUGAACGACCUAGAGCCUUCUGGCAGAGGAGUUUGCUCUAAAUUCUUUUGUAGCGAGCAAAGGCUAAGAACGUCGGUGGUUGAUUCUGCAGACAACAUACUUAGUGUUCCUGAGAAAUAUAAGUACAUGAAGGAAACCUGCCGAAAGCAGUUGGCAUUUGGGAAAUCAAGAAUUCAUGGAUUUGGCAUCUUUGCAAAGCAUCCAUAUAAAGGUGGAGACAUGGUGAUUGAAUAUACCGGUGAACUUGUUAGACCUUCUAUUGCUGAUCGAAGAGAGCGUUUUAUAUACAAUUCUUUAGUGGGUGCUGGAACAUAUUUGUUUCGGGUUGAUGAUGCAAGAGUGAUUGAUGCCACCAGAGCAGGAAGCAUCGCUCAUUUAAUUAAUCAUUCCUGUGCACCAAAUUGCUAUUCAAGAGUCAUUAGUGUUAACGGUGACGAGCAUAUUAUAAUAUUUGCAAAGAGGGACAUUAACCAAUGGGAAGAGCUUACAUAUGAUUAUAGAUUUUUCUCAAUAGAUGAGCGGCUUGCUUGUUACUGUGGCUUCCCGAAGUGCCGAGGUGUAGUAAAUGAUACUGAGGCAGAAGAGCGAGCUGCUACCAUAUAUGCACCGCGAAGUGAAUUAGUAGAUUGGAAAGGAGAAUGAGAUUUUUAAUCCUAAUAUUAUGCCAUGGAUUAUUGAAGAUGGACCUUUGUCCAACAACUUCUGUCAUGGAUUCAACCAUUUUUCCGAAAGUCCGGCGUUGUCAAUAAGUCAUCUAAGUCUCUCCAUUAAUUCGUAACCCUGACUGAGUCGGUUAUGUUGGCUCAAGGUGGUUCCUCGGUAUUCUGGUUAUGGUAAUUGGAAAUAAAGCAUUUUUUUAUAAGUGAUUUCAUUAGAAAUUCAUUUCCUCAAUUAAGGCUUCUGUUUAGCGUCAACCAACUUGCUGAUAUGUUGUAACUUGCCAUUGAAUAGGUGCAUUUGAAGUUACAUCAAAACUUAAUGCGAAGAAAUUGAGAAUGUGAAUGUAUGUAAUGUAAUUGCUGAUUGUGUGCCUCUAGAAAUUUGAAAUGAUAAAUGUAUAUACAUAUAUACAACCAACAAGCAUGGAUAGUCAUUAAUGAAGCCAAUACUAUGUAUCCAUUAAAGGUCAAUACAUCUUACAUUUUGAGCUUGUAA